This is a messenger RNA of Entrophospora candida, 1320 nucleotides long. The record is from the annotation of a GenBank genome assembly. NCBI's taxonomy places the organism in Eukaryota, Fungi, Glomeromycota, Glomeromycetes, Entrophosporales, Entrophosporaceae.
AUGGAACAUGUAAAGCUUAAAACAUUUGGUGAAAAUGUGGAGGAAGAUGCAGAUGAUUAUUCAGAGCUGAUGUCAUUUAAAAAAGAAAAAUCUAAAAAGUAUGAUGUUGAAAGAUUAAUAAAGAUAUCAGCCAUGGCUUGUGCUUGUACAUUUGGAGUUGGAAGUCAUUUUGCAUCACAUAUCAUAGGUCCUUUAAAAGGAAUAUUAAUGGAGCAACUUGAUUUAACAAACACACAAUUUUCAUUAUUGGUUGCUUCAUUUACUCUAUGCAAUACUGUAAUACCAAUAGUUUCGGGUUUGCUUGUAGCGAGGUUUGGAACUACAACAAGCUCUUUAGUAACUACAACUAUAAUUUUAAUAGGAAUGAUAAUUGUAACCGUAGCGAGUUGGACCGGUGAAGUCGUUUCUAUGAUUAUUGGGUUUAUGGUGUUUGGUAUGGGUUUGGCUCCUUUAACUAUUGUUCAAGAAACAAUUAUUGUACAAUUCUUUCAAGGGAAUGGAUUAGGAUUUGCUUUGGCUGUUGGACUGAUAUUUGGAAGAUUGGCAUCAUUUUUUGCAACAAUUUUGGCUGUACCGCUAUCUUUAGUGCCACCAUUAACAUAUCGUACACCAUUUUUUGUAGCAGCAUUUACAUUACAUUGGGAUGAUAUAUUUCAACUUUCCGAUCUUUUUUGGUGGUCUCUUGUUGUAGGAUUAUUACUUGGAAUGACUAUCUCACCAUUUGUUCAUUUAUCAAGUGUUGAUAAUAUUGGUGCAACAUUAAGCCAGACAUUUGCAGGUCUAUUAUUAGAUCAACAUGUCAAAGGGAAAAAGUAUGAAAUCGAUGAUGAUGGGAUUGAGUAUGGGCACGAAGAUGAUGAUUUAGUAGCUGUAAGAAUGUUUGCUUUCCUAGCUUUUCUUUUGUUAUUAAGUAAUUUGAUAUUUUGGUGGGCGGAUAAGAAAUAUAAAGGUGGUAUUAUGAAUUCGAAUGAUGAUGGUAGCAAAAGCCAUAAUAAUAAUGAUGAGGUUCUUCAUGACUUUGAUAGUUAUGGUAAAUUAAGAGAUGAGGAGGAUGAAUAUGAGGAGGAUGAAGACGAUGAAGGCGAUGAAGUUACAAAAAGAAUGAUAGAAGUGAGUAGUAGGAGAAAAAUGCGAGAAAUAACUUCAGAUGAUAAAAUAACAUUUGGCAAAACCAUAUCAUUAAGAAAGAAAAUAAGGACAAAAAUUUACAUUGGACUGAUUGUUUUAAUGUUAUUGAUUUGUUGGGUUACCUUUGCAACCGUUGCUUUUGAAAAGGCCGGAGUACAUGCUACUGAUGAUAAUAACAAUAAUCAUUCAUGA